UUUUCCUUUUUUUCUACUUCAAAACGGAGAACCGCCAACGAAGAAUUUUCUGCUUCGUCUUCUCCGUCGCUGAUCGAUCUGAUUAUUUCUGAAGGUGGAGCUGGUAGGUUCCAUAAUCCGCGGUGGUGAUGGCUUCUAACGAUCCCAAAAACGGCGGCGGUUUCUUCGCCUCUAUAGCUUCAACCAUCACCAAUUUCGGAUCGGUAAUGUCCAAAUCAGUUAACGGUUUGAUGGGAUAUGAAGGGCUUGAAGUGAUUAAUCCAGAGGGGAGUACAGAAGAUGCAGAGGAGGAAGCAGGAAGAGGAAGAUGGAAGCAAGAGGAACGUGAUGGCUAUUGGAAGAUGAUGCAGAAGUACAUAGGGUCUGAUGUUACAUCUAUGGUGACUCUUCCUGUGAUCAUUUUUGAACCCAUGAUAAUGCUUCAGAAAAUGGCUGAGUUGAUGGAAUACUCGCAUCUGCUAGACAUGGCUGACAAAGCUGAAGACCCUUACAUGCGUAUGGUAUAUGCAUCAUCAUGGGCUAUAUCUGUUUAUUAUGCCUACCAGCGUACAUGGAAGCCGUUUAAUCCAAUCCUUGGUGAGACUUAUGAGAUGACUAAUCAUAAUGGGAUUAAUUUUAUAGCUGAACAGGUCUGUCAUCACCCACCAAUGAGUGCUGGUCAUGCAGAAAACGAGCAUUUCGCUUACGACUGCACUUCAAAACUGAAAACGAAAUUCCUAGGAAACUCAAUUGACGUCUACCCUGUAGGAAGGACACGAGUGACACUUAAAAGAGAUGGUGUGGUUCUUGAUCUUGUACCUCCCUUGACUAAGGUUCAUAACCUUAUCUUUGGACGAACAUGGGUCGAUUCGCCAGGAGAGAUGGUCUUGACGAACCUGACCACUGGUGAUAAAGUGGUGCUUUACUUUCAACCAUGUGGCUGGUUUGGAUCUGGACGUUAUGAAGUGGAUGGUUACGUGUAUAAUUCAGCUGAAGAGCCCAAGAUACUAAUGACCGGUAAAUGGAGCGAGUCCUUGAGUUAUCAGCCAUGUGACGCGGAAGGGGAACCUCUUCCAGGCACCGAACUGAAGGAGGUAUGGAAGGUCGCUGAAGCUCCAAAGAACGAUAAAUACCAAUACACACACUUUGCUCACAAGAUCAAUAGCUUUGAAACUGCCCCUAAAAAGCUAUUGUCAUCAGAUUCACGUCUGCGUCCUGAUAGAUACGCACUUGAGAUGGGUGAUAUGUCCAAAUCUGGAUACGAAAAGAGCAGCCUAGAGGAGAGACAGAGAGCAGAGAAGAGAAGCCGAGAAGAGAAAGGCCAAAAGUUUGUUCCAAAAUGGUUUGAUGAAACAGAGGAAGUCAGUCCUACACCAUGGGGUGAUCUCGAAGUUUACCAAUUCAAUGGAAAGUACUUGGAGCACCGCGCCGAAGCCGAUAACUACGAGGAUGCCACCGACCUGAAGUUGACCCAAUUCAACCCUUGGCAAUUCGGGGAUCUCUCUGCUUAAACCUUUGGGGUGCUUUCAUAUGGUGUGUACUCCUUGUUUCAUUCUUAGAUCUUGUUUUGUUUCAUUGUAUUUUCCAUAGAUUCUAUAUAAUCUGUCUAUUUAAGGUCUAUAAAAAAAACAAGGCAAUAUGAAUUGAGAAGUUUCUUGGGGCUUAAGCAACUAAUAGGAGAAAA
Capsella rubella is the source of this 1663-nucleotide messenger RNA. Its product is annotated as oxysterol-binding protein-related protein 3A. Lineage: Eukaryota; Viridiplantae; Streptophyta; Magnoliopsida; Brassicales; Brassicaceae. The record is from RefSeq and is a predicted model, not a curated record. Gene Ontology annotation, cellular component: membrane; cytosol; intracellular membrane-bounded organelle. Bases 129 to 1490 code for a protein of 453 amino acids. The transcript is spliced from 10 exons. Gene Ontology annotation, molecular function: sterol binding.